Molecule: messenger RNA, 1861 nt
Organism: Agrilus planipennis (emerald ash borer)
Lineage: Eukaryota; Metazoa; Arthropoda; Insecta; Coleoptera; Buprestidae
Product: BTB/POZ domain-containing protein 6
Exons: 8
Coding region: 160-1728 (522 amino acids)
Biological process (GO): neurogenesis
Cellular component (GO): P-body; cytosol
Molecular function (GO): protein binding
Source: RefSeq, a predicted model, not a curated record
ACGCAACUGUCGAAUUAUUGACAUAUAGAAAAUAUUUAUCAAUUAUUUGCGUAGAAUGGGCAAUUUACUACUUUAAAAACGUCAAUACUCUAAAAAUAAAAAAUACUCAUCCGUUUAACAUUCAUUUUCUGAAAGACACAGCAACAAUUUAAACGAAGAAUGGCAGCUCCUUGUGACUGGCAAACUGUAAGGAAAACGGUAAAAGAAAGGGGGCAGUAUCUUUUAGAAGCAGGUAUAUGGAGUGAUUGUCGGUUUAUAGUCGGCACAGAGCCCCAUCAACAAGUAUUUGAGGGGCACAAAUUAUUUCUAGCCAUGUCAAGUCCUGUUUUUGAAGCAAUGUUUUAUGGAGGAAUGCCUGAAAAAGACCCUAUAGCUAUCCUAGAUGUUCAGCCUGAUGCUUUUAGAGCUUUACUAGAAUACAUCUACACAGACCGCAUAAACCUUUCAUCAUUUGAUCAAGCUUGUGAAUUGUGUUAUGGAGCAAAAAAGUAUAUGCUUCCUCAUUUAGUGGAAGAAUGCACCAAGUAUUUGUGGUCCGAUUUAUAUCCAAAGAAUGCAUGUCGUGCCUAUGAAUUUGCAAAACUCUUUGAAGAACCUGUAUUAAUGGAAAAAUGCUUAAAUAUAAUCUGCAACCAAACUGUUGAAGUCCUUUCAGAGAGCAGUUUUGAUGAUGUAGAAUUCAGCACCAUAUUGACAGUAUUUGAUCAGGAAUCAUUAAACAUAAACUCGGAGUUGGAUUUGUUUAAUGCUAUCACUAGAUAUGCAAAUCGACAUAGUCAGAGUUCAGGUGCGAAAGUACCUAGACUAGAUGGUAUAGGGUCUUCUACAAGUAACACUGAAGGAAAUACACGAUAUCCAACAUUCAAAGAUGCAAUAAUGAAAAUAAGAUUCUUAACUUUAACACCUAAAGCCUUCGCCGAAGGCCCUGCCUCAUCUACUCUUUUAACAGAGUCGGAGAAAUUUGCCAUACUAAUGAACAUCUCAUCAUCUUCAGCGACGGUACCCAUGCCUUCUGGUUUCUCAACCUCCAGACAGCAUAGACAAAAGAAAAGCUCCACGAUGAAUCAACGAAACGAUCCCAUGUACAAUUCUCUGUAUAUGGGUAAUCCAGCAAUGGACACAUCCAGAACGUCCAUGAUACAAUACCAGCCUGGUAUGAACGUUUUUUCCGAAGAGGGUAGCAACGAAAAUUCCAACAAAUACUAUUGUACGCGAGAAAUGCUCCGUGUCACAGAAUGUAUGAACACUAGCGUCCUGGACUGUGCUGUCACGUUUACAUGCGACAAAAACAUUUGCGUAUUUGGUAUACAGGUUCCAGCUCAGACAAUAAUUGAGGAAGAUAGGCAAGUGGCAGUUGGGGCAUCUUAUGCAGAACUUUUAUAUGCGCAUUUACUGGAUGCAGAUGGAAGUCGUUUAACUUAUACACACUUCACCAGUAGAGUCAAUUAUCGAUCUUUGAUCAAUAUAUCAUUCAACAGACCCAUAUACAUUCAAAAGAACAAGGUUUAUAAGGUGGGUGUUGUGCUUCACAAAAUGGGAUGGUAUACAAUUGGUACAUAUACCCUUCAAUCGACGUGUAACGGAGUCGUUUUUACGUUUGGUCAGGGACAGAAUUGUGACUCAGUUCGCGACGGUCUAAUACGUUCUAUAAUCUUCUCUGUACCGUCUUCAAAUCAGAAUAAUAUGAGUAAUUGCUCUGUCUGUGCUAUACCUGGAGUUCCCGUUUAGUAUUUGAUAAUAAAAACGAGACGUUCGACUGAAGUAGGUAUUUACAAUGUCUCAACAUAAAAAUCUCUGUUAGAAAAAAAAGUAAAAAUUAUUUAUCAUUUUUUGAUAUUCAAUUAAAAGUUUUACUUCAAUA